Molecule: messenger RNA, 2037 nt
Organism: Diorhabda sublineata
Lineage: Eukaryota; Metazoa; Arthropoda; Insecta; Coleoptera; Chrysomelidae
Product: CD151 antigen
Exons: 6
Coding region: 278-1339 (353 amino acids)
Cellular component (GO): membrane
Source: RefSeq, a predicted model, not a curated record
GCCGUUUCCUUCCUGUCUCUUUUAUGUGCUUUAGUAUAUUAUACAAUAAAACAAUUUCUAAACUUUUCAUUGUAUCCGUUGAAGUGGGUUUAGCCGGUGUAUUUUGUGAAUUGAUAGGAUGCACUGAAUUAAUCGGUCUAUAUAUACAGUUACUGUUCGAUGUAUAUUCAUUGAGACGUACUUACAUCUCAUAAUUGACUCGUUAAUAAAUGCAGUGAACCUGGGGUGAAACAUUAAGAUAUGUGUCAUUCAAUCACUUAAUCCAUUUAAUUCAUUUAUGUCUGGUAUUUGUUGGUUGAAUCUUCGAAAAGAUGCUAAACACGUAGUGGAUAUUAUCAAAUAUAACAAGAAUAAAAUAGUAAAAGUGUUAAAAAUGGCAGUAUCUUUGGUCGGUAGUAAAAUUUUGUUAGCAGUAUGCAAUUUUCUAAUGUUGAUAUCAGGUUUUACACUUAUCGUAGGAGGUAUGCUAAUUUUUUUCGACUCUGAACACGUGUUAAUAUCGAAAUUAGUAUCGCCAUCGGGGCCGUUUUCAACGUUCCCUCAUCCUCUUUUGUACUAUGUUUCGAUUGGAGCUUCGUUAAUUGGAUCGUUAAUAGCAUUAGUUGCUAUUUUAGGUUGCUGGGCAUCUUGUUUCCACAAUUAUUAUUUAUUAAGCGUGUAUUUUUGCUUUGUAAUGUUAAUACUCAUAGGGGAAUGUGCCAUUUUUAUAAUAGCGUGGAUAUGGCCUAGUUGUAUGGGUCUAGGUAUAAAUAGCGAAGAAUUGAUAGACGCUUUGCAAAGAAAUUACGGUAGCGAAAAUCAAGAUCAAUUCACAAACGCUAUAGAUUUAGUACAAGCGUCGUUUCACUGUUGCGGUAUCGAAACGUCUAAUGAAUACGACGCUUCUUAUUGGAGGUUACAAUCAUCGAGACCUUCACUUUCAGUACCUUUGACGUGCUGCAAAUUAUCGAAUGAUAAUGACACUAAAUCGUAUUUGAAUCCCGAACCUGUCAGUUCAGCUUUAUGUCAAGCUUUGGACACGAACAGACACGAAGGAUUCCGACAUACGGGGGGAUGUCGAAUACCUUUACAACGAUGGUAUAGGGAUCGUUACAUGGCGUUUCUCGGUAUCGGUCUCGUAAUUGUUCUCGUUGAAUUUACUGUACUUUUAAGUUCGAUAGUCACUUGUACGAGAAUAUAUCACCAUAAUCAAGAAAUUGGAGAAAAUUCCAAAAACUCCGAACGAGACGGCGAUAUCACUUUUGAACGCACUAAUUCUGAUGCUGGAGCUUACAGCAACGAAACGUACGCUCUUACAGGAAAUUAUAAGCAGAAUUAUAGAGUGUCGGAGGCUACAUGACGUAUUUAUGAGUCAUAAUUAAAGUUUUGAGUAUUAUUAUAAUCGUAAUAUAAUUUUUUUUCUAUAAAAAUUGUUUUUUUUUUAACGUUUAUUCAAUCAAAGUUGUUUAAAAUCAACUCCGAUAUAGGCAACAAUGUAUUUGGAACAAAAAACAUAGUCAGUUUUUAACGACUACUCAAUGAUGUCAUUAAUUAUUUUAUCGAUAAAACUGUCUUGCUGUCGAAUGUUUUUUUGGUGGUAUUUGUUUUUAGCGAGAAUUGAAUUGAAAUAACAGGAAUAUUCAUGAGUUAAAAAAAAAACUAACCCGAAUUAAUACUAAACAUUUCAUUAUUAUGAGUGGUUGCUAAAAACUGCCUUUGACAUUGGCAACAUUAAAAUAAUUAGAAGAAGAAAAUCAUAGAACUGUUAAACACAGAAAUUUAUCAUUUCUAAAUGAUGCAAUGAACGAACUUUUACAAUGUUGCCAAUAUGAAAGUUGAUUUUUAGCAAGUAGUUUAAUACACUGGGAAAAAGGUAGGUAAGAGAAACUGCAUUUUUAAAAUAAUUUAAUGGAAUGUUUUUAAUAACACAUUUUGUACAUUAAUCGUUAUAAUAAAUUUAUUUUUAAAUAUAUAUUUUAUGGAUAUGUCACUAUUUCUUUAUUGUCAUACGUUUAUUUAAAUAAUAAAAUUGAUAUUUAUUCAAGGAUAUUUAAUAAA